This is a messenger RNA of Amoebophrya sp. A25, 1317 nucleotides long. The record is from the annotation of a GenBank genome assembly. NCBI's taxonomy places the organism in Eukaryota, Dinophyceae, Syndiniales, Amoebophryaceae.
AAAUGAAAGAUGUGUGAGAAGCGCUCUCGAUCCUAACGACUUUUUUUUCGAAUCUAGUCGUUCUUGUUUCUCACAACUUUUUUCUAGAAGCGAGAGACAGUCUGUCUCUUCCUAACACUUUUUUUCUAAAAGACAUUGUCACUCUCUUUCUUCCUCUCUCCUUCUAGAAGAAGAGAAAAAACCGAUCUUAAGAACAUCGUUUUCUCUCUUUUAAAAGGAGACAACAACAACAGGAUGACCUCCAUUCGUCCCCCGAAGGCAGGAUGCUUCCUUUUCACCUCAGAAUCGGUGAACGAAGGGCAUCCAGACAAAUUGGCGGAUCAAGUUAAGAAGCAUCUAAAUCUUGGUAAACUUGAUCAGGAUCGAUAUCGCCCCGUCUGACCCUGAGUGACUCAGUACUCUUCAGACGGGGAGUUACAAUUUCUAGGCAUGUUAGUGUCCAGGAUAUUGUUCAGUCUCCAUUAGAGAUAACGUCUCUAUACCUUAAAGUACAUGUAUCCGGGAUCUUCCUAUCACUUAUAGUACAUGCUGUACGACUAUGUGAGACUCAUGCAAGGUACGACGACUAUCUGAGACUCAUGCAAGGCACGACUAUGUGAGACUCAUGCCUCUGUUUUUGGAUCUCGCUGUACGUCUAUGUGCCACUGUAUUCAGACUGGGGACUUCCUUCAAGGACGAUAGCUCUAAUCACUUGUCCGAUGCGGUUUUGGAUGCAUGCUUGGCGCAGGACCCGGACAGCAGGGUCGCUUGCGAAACUUCGACCAAAACGGGAAUGGUCUUAUGAGAAAAUUGAUGUUGCCCCUCUGCCUACACAUGUCUGAAAUUGGACCCAAAUUUCUACACAUCAAAUUUAAGCGAUUAUACUUGUUCCCUUCAUGACACAUCAUUAAAGCGCUUCCACACAUCAUCAUGUGCGAAAUAAACGGACUCUACGCAUGCUUCUAAUCUGAAUGGUAUUCGGAGAGAUCACGACAAAAGCGCAGGUCGACUAUGAGGCGGUUGUCCGUGCGACCUGCAAAAACAUUGGAUAUUAAGGCUAAACACGGUGUUCUAAGUCUUUUCGUUUUUGAGAGAUAGGUACCGCGACAAUACAAAAAAAACAGUUUUAGUUCUUAUCUUGUUCUGGACAUCAUCUACAGGGAUUGAUACCUCUAAGACUCUGAUGCUGCAGAAAAGGGUCUCGACUAUGCGAAGAUGGACGUGUUGAACAAAUUGGAAGCGCAGAGUCCUGAGAUCGGUGGCGCGGUGCAUGGUAUGGGAACCAAAACAGUGGAAGAAAUCGGUGCUGGAGAUCAAGGUAUCAUAAUAGCUUUGUAA